This is a messenger RNA of Mesorhabditis belari, 1848 nucleotides long. The record is from the annotation of a GenBank genome assembly. Lineage: Eukaryota; Metazoa; Nematoda; Chromadorea; Rhabditida; Rhabditidae.
AUGGGUGUGGGUUUUUUCGUUGGAAUGAAAAGUGUGCUCUACGAUUUUGCCGUCUGGUCUACCGUAGCCGCCAUUCCCCAUAUUGCUGACGCAAAAACGCGAUGGACGAGAUAUUUUUGGUUAUUCGUCUUCAUUCUCAUGAUGUUAAUCUUUUUGGGUGAACUCUACGCGAUGAUCCGCAAAUUUCUCCAAUUCCCCACCGAAGUCGAUACGAUCAUUCAAUACUCACAAUUGCCGUUCCCAGCCGUCACCAUUUGCAACUUGAAUCCUUACAAGUACACCGUUGUCAAGGACACCUCCAGUUAUCCUAAAUUCGCUUCGGUGCUCAGUUUGACGAAUGUGGCUGUUCAGGCGAUUCAGGACAACUACAAAUCGACAUGUCCAGCCUCGUACACUGGGGAUAAUUGGGGGAUCGCGAAAGUUUGCCCGUAUCCGUACGAAUUGGAGACGACAACGAAAGAUGCACUCAUCAUCGAAAUGGCAAAGCUUUCCAAAGAUGAUAAGGAGCCAGCCCUUUACACAUACGAUGAUCUUGUCACCGAGUGUUCCUUCAAUUCGAGGCCUUGCAAUAUCACCGCUUUCACGAGUUUUGUCGAUCCAGUCUAUGGCGCUUGUUACUCAUUCAAUGGAGCUGGCUCAUCAACAAACGCCACUUUUCAGAGCUCUCGAGCCGGAAUGAAAUUCGGAUUGAAGAUUUUGAUGACACCAACGCAAACGCAGCCCGAUGGAACUCCCGAUGUGUUGCCGAUCACUCAACUUGCUGGCGCCCGAGUCUCCGUCCAUGAACAGGGCGCUUUCCCGUCACUCGAGGGAUCGGGAAUCAGUGUCGGCGUGGGAUAUUUGACGGCAAUCUCAAUCACUAUGACCUCAACAGAGCGGAUGAAGAAACCAUAUGGGAAUUGUGUCGAGCGAGAGUCAAGCUCAACCGAUUACUAUCAAUCCUAUUACUAUACUCUUGAGACGUGUUAUUUGGGGUGUAAACAAAGAUACAAUGUUGAGAAAUGUAGCUGUGCUCAUCCGCGUUUCGCGUCGAGUUCCUCGCAAACGAUUUGUGACCAAACUGCUUUGUCCUGCAUUCAAACACUCAAGGGUGACCAGCUGAACAAAUCCCAGCCGAAUAUCGACCCGAUGGUGGAUUGUAAUUGUUAUCCGCCGUGCAAUCAGAAAAACUAUGCCACAACGACUUCUUUGGCCUCUUUCCCCGCAUCGAACUACUUUGUGGCGGCUGACUCGGCCAGUGCUACUUCAAAAGGCUCGUGCUCCCCAUCGACCACCCAAUUCGACCCCACCGAUUCGGGAAGCACAAAUGCGUCAAAAGCGGAGAAUUGCCGAGAGUGGUAUGGGAAUAAUUCACUCUUAUUGGAGGUGUUCUACGAGUCACUCAACUAUCAACAAUACAUCGAAAAUCCGAAUUAUGGAAUCUCAGCCGUUCUGAACGAUCUCGGAGGACACGCCGGUCUCUGGCUUGGUCUUUCCAUCAUUUCCGUCGUUGAGAUUUGUGGUCUCCUCGGCAUUCUCUGCAUCUACAUUUGCGGUGGACGACGAAAGAUGAUCGAUCCAUCGAUGAUCAAUGAAGAUUCGAGAAUUCGAGAUCUUGAUGACAUCAAAAAUGAUCUCGACAAUAUGGAAGCUGAGGACAAAGUCAAGGAGGCUCAAGCUAAGGAAGCUCUCGAGAAGAAAGAAGCCGAAGAGGCUGAAGCAAGGAAAAUUCAAGAGGAAAAAGAUGCUGCCGAGAAAGCACAAAAGGAAAAAGAAGAGAAGGAGAAAGAGAAAGACUCUGAUAAGUCUGACAAAUCAGACUCCGACUCCGACUCGGAUGAUGAGAAAAAAGAGGACAAGAAAAAAGAU